CACUCUCUCGUUCAGUUUACCAGCAACCUUCCGCGCAAUCAAAACAAAACAACGCGUUCUUCACUCUUCGCGAGUCGAAAUUUUCUCCGGUCAAAGUUUUUGGUGAUCCGAAAAGUGUUUUCCCUUUCCCUAACCUUGAAUUCCGGGACGUUCCGAUUAAUUGUUGACGCCGGAAGCCGACUUCCGUUAGUGUGUGAGUGUUUUGAAGUUUAUAACCGUACUUUCGCUGACAAUCGUCGCCGCGCGCGCGCUCCCCAAUCCGGAACCGAAAAACGUAAACAAAAACCAUCGUCGCGAGCCAUGCCGUUCGAAAACGUCGCGAAUCUGCUCCGGUCGGACCAGACGUUGACGUGGCGGCCGGCGCCCCGCUGUCCGCGGUGCCACCAGAUGUUCUCGUCCGCGUACGUGCCCCGGUCCGGCGUUCCGUCGCGGCGGGCCUUCAUCCUGCGGUGCGACCACUUGCUGUGCGAAAAGUGCAUCCAGGAGCAGCUGCGGGCGGUCAACGUGGCCAACGCGCCGCCGGGCAACCUCAAGACCACGGGGAUUCCGUGCCGGGUGUGCAACAUCCGGACGCUGCUGGAUCCGGUGCGGCCGGUCCGGGAACAGCUGCAGCAGUCGCUGCACAUGAUGGGGCUGGUCUACCAGUGGCAGCACGAGCAGUCCCGCAUCAAGUCCGGCCCGGGAUCCAGCUCGGGCUCCUCCUUCGGUACGGCCCCCGGCGAGGAGCCGCGGCGCCAAUCCGCGGCGGUGCUCCCCCUUGACGAUCCGGACGAGGACCGCGAGUGCUACGAGUGCAACUCGUCCCGAACGCGCCACUACUGCGAGGGCUGCGACACCCCGCUCUGCCGGGACUGCUUCGAGAAGAUCCACCGCGUGGGAAAGGCCCUGGCCCGGCACAAGUUGCGGCCGCUCGCGGCCAAACGGUGGCUCCGCGAGGACGCCAGCGUGUGCGACGAGCACAAGCUCGUGACGGGACUGUUUUGUACGAGCUGCGAGGUGCGCGUUUGCAGCGCCUGCCGGAACGAGAGUCACGCGUUGCACUUUUGUGCCGCGCUGCAGGACAUCAACAAGGAGGCGCAACCGCGGCUGGAGAAGAUGCUGCAGGAUCUGCACAAGGCGGUCGCGAUGAACGAGCAGGGACAAAAGUUCACCGAGCACGUGCUGGACCAGCAGCGCGAGUUCACGGACGCGACGAUCCGCCACAUCACCGACUACUUCAUGUCGCUGCACAGCGUGCUGCAGUCGGCCGAACAGGAACUGCUCACCACCGUCAAGAAGAACUACGUCCAGCAGCACGGCGCCACGGUGGCCGUCCAGAAGGAACUUCAGGUGGCCGAGCGGGAACUCCAGCGCUCGAUCGACCAGCUGUCGGCGUACCAGGAAACGCCUCCGCGCCAAACCCUGCUCGCGGACCACAUCCGCGAGAUGAAGAAGGUCCUGACGAAGGUUAACGUGACGGUGCAGUACGGCGAGCCCCGGGAGAACCCGUUCCGCUUCCGCGAGCGCGAACCACUGCGCAAGGAGAUUCACAACUACUUCGAGCUCAAGUGCGACCCGAACGCGUACCACACCAAGAUGUUGACGUACUACGAGCCGCAGCCCUUUCCUGUACUGGAACCCAUAAACUCGCCGGAGAUGGUGCACGCACCCCCGGAGGACGAACCACCCUCAGCAGCCGGGCUGAACCACUCGUCGGCUUCGACGAAUCGAACGCUCAAAGAUAUGGACAUUAGCAACCACUCGAGCUCGCCGUUGCCACCGGCCACCAAGGAGCUGACCCCGGAAGAUACCCGCGCAACGGCGCGUGACCACCUCUCGCUUGCGUCCAGCGGCUCCGCCGACCGGCGCAUCAGAAACACCCCCAAGAAGAACCACAAAAAGUCAACCCCCAAAUCCGCCGACCAGGUCGUCACCGACGAAACCUCCCAACAGUCCUCGACCUCCCGCCGCGACUACCCUCAAUCCAAGCGCGCCUACGGCGGCCGCCUCAAGUCCUACGGCUCGACCGGUUCCAAUCCCAACCCAGCGCACCGCAAGUCCCGCUCGAUGCCCCCCACCGACGACGCGCGCCGCAAAGCUCAACCCGAACUCAACCCGGCAAACCCGACCAACGCGCACUUCCUGCGCCUGACGGACAAGGUCUCCGUAACCUCGAUCACCAACCCCGCCAAGUUCUACGUGCAGUACGAAAAGUUUUCGCCGAAAAAUAUGGCCGAAAUGUGCAAGCUGGAAGCCGCAGAGGAUGAGCAAGCGCCGGAGCAGGUCGCCACCGGGACGCUCUAUCUGGCCCAGCUGGCGGACGAGUGGCACCGGGUGCGGGUGGUGAAGAACCGGCAGAGCAGUCGCAAGUGUGAGGUGUUCUUUGUGGAUUACGGGCGGAGCGAGGAGGUGGCGAAGGGAAGUUUGCGCGCGCUGAGUGAGGAGGUGGCGGGGAUUGCGGCCGGGGCGGAGGAGUGCGCGCUGUACGAGUUGGUGCCGGCGGAUGCCGGUGGGAAGUGGAGCCCGGAGGCGACGCAGAUUAUGGUGGAUUUUAUUGAUAACAAACAAGUCCGCAUGUACCUGGUGCAGCACGACGACGCGAGCCGCGGCCCCAUGCAGGUCGACCUGUUUGUCCAAACCAUCGACGGGUACAAAUCGCUCCGAAGCACGCUCAUCUACCUGAAGCUGGCCAAACCUGGCGCCUCCAGCCCUGGCCAAACCCGCCGAACCUCGGCCGCCGAAGCCAAAAUCAAACAGCUGCAGACGAUCCAGGGUGAUUGGGUGCGCGAGUACCGGACGGCGAUCAAGCAACGGGAGCUGGUCCGGGACGACGUGUUCCGAGCGCGGGUGACGCACUCGCACUCGCCGAGUGAGUUUUACGUGCGCAAGAAUGGCUGGCAGGAGCGGUACGGGGCGUUGGAGGUGCAGCUGGCGGAGUUUUGUCGGCGGGAGGAGUCGCGGUUGGCGUAUUUGCCGCACGUCGGGAUGGUUUGUGCGUUUGAGGAGCGGGACGUGGACGAUGUGGUGGUGUGGAAGCGCGGUCGGAUCAACAAGGUUGGGGAAGCGCACUGCGAGAUCUUCUCCGUGGACACGGGUCACCGGUUGGUGGUGCCCUGGCAGGACAUUCGCUACCUGCCGCAGGCGUUGUGCUUCGAACCGGCCUUUGCGGUGCGCUGUACGUUGAUGCACGUGCGCCCGUUUAAGCAGCACGGCUACCGGUGGACGGACGAAGCCAAGCGGUACUUUAACCGGACGGCCAGCGCGUCGUACGUGUUUGAGGCGUUUGUCGGGGACCGACUACCGGAGGAGGAGGGCUGCUACGAGAUUGUGCUGAACAUUGUGAUGAAGCGGCACGACAUUUGCGUCAACGGGUCGAUGGUGAAGGAGGGAUUUGCGGUGUCGAGUGGGUCCGAGUCGGCGGUGGUCGAGCGGAUCAAGGAGGUCAUUCCGGAGGAGGAGGAUGAGGUUGUGGGGGUGGAGGCGGCGGCUGCCGAGCAAAAGUCGUCGGUUGAGGAAGCAGGGAAUCGAACGCUCGGUAGUCGUAGUGCGACGUCGGAAGGCCAGCAGCGGACCAAGUCGCGGCUGGCGGUGUCGAUUCUGCGACUGGUCGAUCCGGGUGAGUUUUACGUGACGCUGCAGCAGCACGCGACGGGGAUCGAGCGGAUGCAGGAGGAGAUCCAGAACGUGAUGGAGGACAAGGAGCCGGGCGACAAGACGGACUGGAAGAAGGGCGAGUACUGUUUGGUGUUUCCGACGGUGGUUUCGAAGCGUCCGGAUGAGAAUGGGCACAUUGCGUGCGAGUACUACCGGGCGCAGGUCAUUGACGAUCUCGACGACAGCACGUUCACCGUGUUCCUGAUUGACAAGGCCAUCACGAUGAACAUUCACUACUCGAACAUGGCCGUGAUCGCGCCAACGUUGAGGCAGAUCCACCCGGCCGCCAUCCGGUGCUUCCUGGCGUGCGUUGGCCCCAUUGGAAAUCAGCAGACGUGGAGUUCGUCGGUCAUUGACGCGUUCAAGGUGACGUGCGGCAAGUUCAAGCGCUUCUCCAUCUCGCUGCACGGACCCAGCGUACAUGGCGCCCUCCCCGUCAUCCUGUGGGGCAUGACCGAGGAAAAGGUCAAGGCGUUGUCCCCGCAGAUGUACCUCUACACCAACAUCAACAACCGGCUCGGUCAGUACGGCUACGUCCACCUCAAGGAGAAGUUCAAGCCCCUGGCGGAGGCGGCCUCCAUCGAGGAAGAACUCCAACGUUACCACCAAUCCUUUGACAAGUUCCUCGAAGAGCUAGACGUGGACAUCAAGGAGGAAAAACCUGACCCACAGCAGCAGGAAGACGACAGCCUGACGCACUCGUGCGGAACCUACCAGGACGACAUCACGGACGAACACACCCCAAUCGAUCGAUGGCUCCCAGCCAAACCCAUCGACAAAACCAUCUUCGUGGGCAAGCCCAGCUACGUGGACAACAACGGCGUCAUCUACCUGCACGACAUGGAGCAGGAACCGGUGCUGAACGCCCUCCGUAAGAUCAUCAACGCCAAGUUCGCCGACAGCAGCGCCACCGACAAGUUCUACUCGGACAACGAACCGUGCAUGGCCAAGUUCCACCAGGACAACAAGUUCUACCGCGCGAUCGUCCGCAAAGCCAUCAGCUGUCGCCGCUACAAGGUCCAGUUCAUCGACUACGGCAACAUCGAAGAGGUGGACAUUGCCGACCUGCGCAAAAACGUCAUCUGCGGACGCGUCCCCAUCCAGAUGAACCGCUACCGCCUCACCAACGUCGCCCCCAAAGAAGGCAACACCUGGCCGACCGAAGUCCUCGACACCCUGCACUCACUAAUCGUCGACAAGCAGUGCCAGAUCCGCGUCGACACAGACAUGGACACGGACGCGGCCGGCGUUGUGCCGUGCUUCAUGAAGACAACCGGCGUGGUCUGCGUCGACGUUUCCGACUACCUCCUCGAGAAGGACAUGGUCGUGAAGAAAUUCGCAGUCGCGCUCGAAGAGCGCGUCGACCCGCUCUACGAUCCCUACAUGAACCUCCACGGCACCGCAAGAAAAGGCGUGGCGCCCCCGGGUCGACCCGGACUCAAAAUCGGCGCCAACUUCGGAGUAGACAUCAUGAGCACCGAAAGCGGCGAGAGCGGCGGUCCCACCCGCGCCGGCAACUUUAGCCAAAAAGAGCUGGACGACCUGUUUCAACACCUCGCCACCGAACAAUCGCGCCUGGACAACGCCGAACUCGAAGACGGCGAAGACUCCGACGACGAACUCAACCGCGUGCAGUACUUUGACACGUACGACAACAUCAAGCAGGAGUUUGACUCGGCCGAAGAAGCAGACUCGAUCGCACUCUCCCCCGGAGGCGGAGGCGGCACCGCCGACCGCGCCGACGACAACUCCCGCCUCUCGUUCGAUCCGAACGAGUUCGACACCUCAACCCAAAUCGAUCCCCCCCUCGAACUCACCCGGCCAACCGAACACGGCUACCCCCAGUUCGAGCUGGACGAGUCCUGCAAAGGGUUCUACUGCGAGGUCACCAACCUGGCGGACACCUUCAACCUGUUCGUGUUCCCCCAGCUCGAGUCCCACAUCCAGCGGAUGAAGGAACUGAUGGCCAAGAUCCAGUGCUACGCCCGCAAGCACCGCAAGUGCGUCGACAUCGAGGAGGACAUGCCCUGUCUCGCCCUCUUCAAGGCGGACCACUUUUGGUACCGCGGCGUCAUCAAAGAGUUCAACCCGGCCACCAACCAGGUGCAGAUCUUCUACGUCGACUACCUCAACUCGGAGACGGUCAGCGUGCGGGACAUCCUCAAGUGCCCGGUCAACCUGCGGCGCGUCCCCCUGCGCAACGUCCAGAUCCGGCUGCACGGCAUCCGCGGAAAUCCGCGAAUGCGCGACGCCGACAUCCGUCGCAAACUGGUCGAGCUGAUCGAGGGCAAACGCCUGUACGCCAAGGUGACCGCGCACAAGCCCGUCCUCGAGGUCGAACUGUACACCGAUUCCAAGUGCACCAGCCUCGUGUACCAUCGGCUGAUCCGCGAAAAGUACUUUGAGGUGAAGGAGGGCAGCGAACCGACGACGGCCGCCUUCAAGGCGGUGCGAAGACGCGACAAGUAGAAAGUGACGAGGAAAUGUGUUUUUCCGCUCUGAAAGAAAUUGUCCCUGUUGGAAGAAGGGGAUGAGAGAAGACUCCUGUUAAUAUUCCUUUAGUCUUAAGUUGAAGGUAUUUUGGAAGUAAAUGCCGCGUUCUUACCCCUUAAACAUUAUUAAUUUAACUCUCGAUACUUGUACUACUCUCUCCUUCUCCACCUUUACACAUGUUACUCAAUGGAAAUAAAAAAUAUCCCAGUCGGAAAUAAAAGCCUCGUGAAUUUGGCUGCUUCGAAAUGAA
This is a messenger RNA of Culex quinquefasciatus (southern house mosquito), 6376 nucleotides long. RefSeq lists its product as uncharacterized. The transcript is spliced from 4 exons. Lineage: Eukaryota; Metazoa; Arthropoda; Insecta; Diptera; Culicidae. Gene Ontology annotation, molecular function: zinc ion binding. Bases 301 to 6102 code for a protein of 1933 amino acids. The record is from RefSeq and is a predicted model, not a curated record.